Messenger RNA from Wasmannia auropunctata (little fire ant), 6010 nucleotides. Its product is annotated as synaptic vesicle membrane protein VAT-1 homolog-like. Gene Ontology annotation, molecular function: oxidoreductase activity; zinc ion binding. NCBI's taxonomy places the organism in Eukaryota, Metazoa, Arthropoda, Insecta, Hymenoptera, Formicidae. The coding region runs from base 332 to 1744 and encodes 470 amino acids. The record is from RefSeq and is a predicted model, not a curated record. The transcript is spliced from 7 exons.
CGACGGUGGCUUUCAUGGAGCGCGUACGCGGCGGAUUGUAAACGAUAUACACGGUGCGAGGCCGAGCGGACCACUCACACGGACGGGCGCGCUUUCUCUCCCUCCUUUCACUCUUUCUCUCUCUUUCUCUCUGUCUCCAUCCCCCCUCUCUCUCUCUCUCUUUCUCUCUCUCGUCUCCUCCGUCUGUCGCUCCGCGAUCGCGGACGGUACGACGCACGCUCCCUUUCUUGACGUAUCCCCGCCGCGGCCGCCGGAGAUCCUCAGUCUCGCGGUAAAGGACGUCGCGCGAGCUUCAGAGUAUCAGGGCGUCUGAGAGGAAGAGGACAUAAAGAUGGCAGAGGACAAGAACGAGACCAGUCCGAGCGCCGAGGGCGAGAAGCCGCCGCAGGAGACGGCGGCGGCGUCACCGCCGGCCAAGGAAGAGCCCAAGGAUCGUAAGGAGGACGAGAAGAAGGUCGAGGAGAAUGGCGAGGGCGAGAAGCCGAAGGAGAACGGCGAGGAGAAGACCACGCCGGAGCCGAAGGAUAUGCGGGCGAUCGUGCUCAACGGUUUCGGCGGCCUGAAGAGUGUCAAGGCCCUGAGGAAGCCGGAGCCCGCCCUCGGCGAGGGAGAGGUCCUUAUACGCGUCAAAGCCUGCGGAUUAAACUUCCAGGAUUUGAUGGCCAGGCAGGGCGCGAUCGACUCGCCCCCGAAGACCCCGUUCAUCAUGGGCUCGGAGUGCGCGGGUGACAUUGAGCAAGUCGGCGAGGGGGUCGAGAAUUUCAAAGUGGGCGAUAGGGUGGUCGCGCUUCCCGAUCACAAAGCGUGGGCGGAGCUGGUCGCCGUGCCGGCGACAUCCGUUUUCGCGCUACCGCCCGGGAUGAGCUACCUCGACGCGGCCGCCAUCACCAUGAAUUACACCGUAGCUUACAUUCUGCUCUUCGAGCUGGCCCAUCUCACGCCCGGCAAGAGCCUACUGCUUCACAGCGCCGGCGGCGGUGUGGGUCAAGCGGUGGUGCAGCUCGCGAAAACCGUGAAGGACGUAACCAUCUUCGGCGUGUGCAGCAAAUCCAAGCACGAGGCCCUAAAAAAUGCCGGGAUUAUCGACCAUCUUCUGGAACGCGGCGCGGACUACAGCAAUGAAGUCAGAAAAAUCUCACCGGAAGGCGUGGACAUCGUCUUAGACUGUCUAUGCGGCGAAGAAUGUAACAAGGGCUACGCCCUCUUGAAGCCAAUGGGCAAGUACAUUCUUUAUGGAUCCAGCAACGUCGUCACCGGAGAAACUAAGAGCUUCUUUUCCGCAGCACGAUCAUGGUGGCAAGUCGAUAAAGUUUCGCCCAUAAAGCUGUUCGACGAAAACAAGACAUUGGCCGGCUUGAAUCUACGCCACUUGAUGCACCAGCACGGUAGUCACGCGUUUGUUCGACGGGCGGUGAAUCAAGUGUACACACUGUGGAGCGAGGGCAAAAUCAAGCCAACGGUCGAUUCAACAUGGGCGCUGGAGGAUGUGCCCGAGGCCAUGCAAAAAAUGCACGAUCGCAAGAACAUCGGUAAGAUCGUGCUGGAUCCGAGUCUGGAGCCGAAGCCCAAACCAGCUACGCCGGCUAAGGGCAAAGCGAAAGACAAGAAGGCCGCGAAUCAGGAGGAGAAAAAGGCGUCUAGCGUAGAGUCGGAGGAAGGGGAGAAGAAGAAGGAGCCCGAGUUGACAAACGGUACCUCAGAAGACAAAUCUGAUAGCGAUUCGAAAGAGAAGGAAUCUAGCUGAAUUAGCGGUAGUAACUAAUCCUAUAAGAACAAAGAAAUGAUACCCGCAAACAUCAAGAAUUCCCAGGAAAAAUACUAUUGCUGAGAGAUCCAUCGCUGUUAUCCGAGAGAACGAUAAAUCUGACUUGAGAAAUCCACGAAUGGUAUCGCGUAGAAUUUACAUGCAGAUGAUGAGAGAACUGUGUAAUUCAUAUCGUAUGAUCUAAUAAUAUAAUAGGGGGAAAGGUAAUCUCUCUCCUUCAAGUUGUUACUUGUGGAAUUCAAUUUCGCGAGUAACUGAUCGCUUGCACUGUAAGCUAUACACUGCUUUCCUUUUACGUCGAAACGUAUGUCCCUCCCUUUGUCAUCUGCAUGUACCUAUUCUACUUACAUUUUUGCGCCGAGAUUAAGCGUUCAUGGCGAGUUACGAGAGAAGGAGUAUCAACCGGCAUGAGGACGAGAGAAUCAACCAAAUAGAAGUAACAAUCUUGAUGCGGUCCACAGUAGUUUACAGAAUAUAAGAACGUUAUGUUUAUUUUUUCACACCGACCAAAUGGUUAAUUUUGCGAGGAGUUAAGUAAACAACUGUUGGAUACCAGAUAGUUAUUAGGCGACUCUUUUUUUUUAUUACCGUUAUUGUCAUCUCAUUUUAGGAAAUGGUAACAAACCUUUCCGUACUUAUCAUGAAGACGACGUAACAGAAACGCUGAGCAGAUUAAUAAUUGUGAGUUGUCCAACAGCUAUCUACUUGGCUCUAUCUAUUUGUAUCGAAGUACUAUUCGCUGCUAUUAUGAUAUAUAUAUAUACUAACAAUCUCUUACAUUAAUAUAAUAUUACCUCUAUUUGUAAUUUAAUGGGAUAAAAUAACAUAUUGCGCUAGAGAGUUUCCGUGGAGAAGAGCUAAACGCGGGGCUGCAUUACUUUCGUAUGUAAAUUUUAUGUAUUAGAAGAUGUUUUUACGCCACCUUAUUAUUCAUCGUGAUGCUUUUGUCACGGUGAAAUAUCCUUUUAAAUUUUAAUGAUAUAGUCAUGAAAGUCAAGAGUAAUAUUUAGCAUUACAUAUAUGGGGCAUUUCGCUGGAAUUUAGACACUCUUUUUUCAUACUCUUUCAUACUUUGUAGUUCCUUAUGUAUAAUUAAUUGUAGACUUGAAGAUUUCCCUAUUGAAAAAAUUGAAAGGUAAAAAAAAAGAUUACAAAGUGUCUAAAUGUAACUGCCUGAAAGCUCAUUGCAGUCGGUAUUUUUCUAUAAUCGGGAUUCUAUCUCUUUCUUCAAAUCACUGAUAUGUACUGAUCUCUCUGCAACGAUAUAUCAACGAGAUACUUACAAGACAUUUCGAUUAAGUUUUUGGAAAUCCGACGCAAUGCAAAUUUAACGAUAAAUUCGUUGAGGUUUACCAUACGCUAAAAAGUUUGGAUAAUAUCGGUCGAUAUAAUAUCCAAUCUCUGAAUAUAACUGAUAUAUAACAUGAAUUAAUUAAGCGAAAAAAAAUGUAAUUAGACUGACUUAUUGUGGCUUGAAAUUGUAAAAGCCUGAUAGAGACAUUGCUCGGCACAGAAGUGCUUUCAGAAUUAUCUUAGCGAAUGUUGGCGUACUCUUAUUUCUGCGUGAAAGAGAGACUUUCAAAUCAGUUUCAACGAGAGGAACACCGAGCGUACGUGCUCGUACAAUACGCAUGUCUCGUCGUUUUUUAUUCAGAUUAUACGAAUUGAUAAUGUAUUUUAAAGACUCCGAGUAACUUUUUAUCGUUUAAAUGAAAUUUUAUAAACAUUUUAAUGACGUUGCAUCAACAUGUGUACAUGAAGAGUAAUUUAAUGAAUUAGCAUCGUAGAGUAUAUCGCUCUUUUUUUUUUGUACGAGAAGGAACGACAGUCUAAAGUACGCAAAGGCCUCAUUUUUUUAAUUAUCGCAUACAUUUUAUUGUCGCGUGAAUGCAGUUGUGAACGCCGAACGCGUGACUGCAGUUCGACAGAGUUGUGUUAAAAUCCGCAUUGCGGAUUUUUUUUUUCCCCUCGACUUUCGAGCCUUCGAGUUGUUUUUCGACCGGCCGUGAUAUAUUAUGCGAUGUAUCGUAGGCCGUUCUGCGCGAAUAAACAGUGAAAAGGACGCGUUACUAACGGUGAUCUGUUGAACGAGAAGGUUUCGUAGUAAUAUAAACGAAAGAUUAAGGAUCCUCGUGAGUCUCGAGGAGGUAAAGCGAAAGGAAGGAGGUGGAGGAGGAAGACAAAAAAAAAAGAAAAAGAUCUCGAGGGCGUGUCCUCGACGGAACGCGGCUCGGUGGAGGAGCUGGCCGAAUGCAGAACAAAGUGUGCAUAUCUCUCCGGAACGUUGGAACAAUUUUGAUGUAGCCGAUUUCGUUAGGAUUUGAUACUAGCUCUGUAUACCGAUAUCUAUAUUAUACAAAUCACUAUGCGAGAUGAAAAAAAGAAACGAGUCACGCGGACGAGGGGGAAGGUAUGUGUCGGACGAUAUCCCGCGCGCCUGUCCUCGAGAGGCGAUCUCGGGCUGAGGCGCGCGUAAGCGCCAAGAAUUAUAACUGCCGUAUCGAAUCUCUCGGUCCAAAGGUUAUACAUAAAUACUAAUCCCUUGCUCGUCGAGAAAAAAAAACGUAUCAGUCUGAAAAAGAAAAAGACAAAAAAAGUAUGGAAAAAAAACUGCGAAAAAAACAUGGUAAAUGUGGCUGCAUAUUUUGAGACAUCUUUUAAACACGUAAACGAUAACACACGAUAAUCCCACACGAGGCGAAAACUCGAGUACACGAGUACACGCUCACACACGGAAAUACGAACGACACCACACAUGAUACUGUAUAUUUUAUUGUAAGGCUUUAAAUGUUUCAUCAAAUAACUCUAUUAUAUUAUAAUAUAUCUAUAUAUUUGUAUCGAUCGUUUCCUCCUGCCCUGAUUACUCUUUUUUUUUUUCUUUCUUUACUUGGGUCCGAACGUCAGGAUAAGAGUCCGGGAUUUGUGCGAGCUAGAUGUUACACGUGGGAUCGGAUGCGUGGGCUUUGAAUUUAAAGCGUAGAUCGAUUGGCGCGAGGAAAUGUCAUUUCGGGAUAGUCAGUAACAUUAAUCAAACGGCCAAAUCUUUUACGUACAACUGCCAUAAAAAAAAUUGCGUUUCCAGAGACGUUUUGCGCUUCUCUUGAUUGAUGGGCGACCACGUGAAUAUAUUUCAUUCAAUAUUUUCCGUAGAGCGAGUAGUAUAUGGCUAGUGUAUUCUCAGUUACGUCUCCUCAGAUGAAAGACGAGAUAUUUCAAAUAUAUACUGUGUGAUUAACUGCCUUUGACGAAGACCGAGCUCAUUAUGUUGAUUUAUAUCGAUCAUUAGUGUAUUUGAUCGCCGUAACUCUGGAAACUGCUUAAAGCGAAUCUAGAAGCGGAUGAAGAAUCAUGUGCUAUCCUCCCUUUGAUAUCAUAGCGCGUCUUGUAACUGCGAAACGUUACUUCGAAAGUGUGUUUCAAUUAGGAGCGUAAAAUUUACAUAAGAACAUUAUGUUGCGGGAAUGUUUUUAUCAAUCGAAUUUCUAGAUAUUUUAUAAAAUUAUAUAUUUAAUGUGUUACACUUUUGUGAUGCACAUUCAUAUUAAUAUUGUCCGACUGGGUCUUUUAUAGUAAAUUUUAUGAGUCGAAUGAAUUCGAGGUCUUUUAAACAGCGAGACAAUUUAAACUCGUAAAUUGUCGUUCUCUGAAACACGUUCGAUAGUUUUAAGAAUUGAAUAUCGUGAUUGUUUGCGCACGAAUCAAGCGAUAUAAUCCCGCUCAUUAAUGCCGAAGCCAACUGUGUAAACAUUAUAAAUCAUCGUCAAGAAGGGAAGUUAUUCGCAGUUGCUGCAAAGAAAAGGGGAUACGCAGCGGGAAUCAGUUUUAAAGCUUCAGCGCUCGAUUUUCUGCCGUUGGAAAGGGCAGUUUCACUCUCGUCUCAAGGCUACGACCAUUCCGUUUGGCGCGAUAGAAAGCUAGAAAGAGGAAAGGAAGUUGAGAAUGUUGUACGUCUUAUUAGUUAUGCGAAACCGUGUCGUUGGGAGAGCAGGACCUACAAUUUCGCGAACGUGAUACAUUAUGAUUGUGUAAAAUUGUAAAAUUUGCCGAGGGGUCCGGGCGAAAGCGACGCGCUUUUUCCGGCUGUGAGACCCUCGGGUCGCGACCAGCCUCGCCGAGGCCGCCUCACGAAGGAAGGAAAAGGAUACCUUCGCCCGCUCCCCGUCAAGCUUGAUAUAUAGAUUGUAUUUUUGGCUUAUUACUGUAAGACUGACUAUGUUGCUAUAUUAAAGAUUGCUUCAAAAACAG